This is a messenger RNA of Bipolaris oryzae ATCC 44560, 1152 nucleotides long. RefSeq names its product glycoside hydrolase family 43 protein. Gene Ontology annotation, molecular function: arabinan endo-1,5-alpha-L-arabinosidase activity. Bases 1 to 1152 code for a protein of 383 amino acids. The record is from RefSeq and is a predicted model, not a curated record. Gene Ontology annotation, biological process: carbohydrate metabolic process. The transcript is spliced from 3 exons. Lineage: Eukaryota; Fungi; Ascomycota; Dothideomycetes; Pleosporales; Pleosporaceae.
AUGAUUUGCGACUCUGGCCCGGCAAGAUUUACUACUGCUCUACUUGGCGCGUUCUUCAUUACUAGCGCUACCUUUGUGCCAUUUAUUGUAAAGAGCACAGUUGCAAGCCCGCUUGCAGUACCGCAACCAAAUCCUCAUGCAGGGCCGGAACCUCGUCCUCUGCCAAAUCUACAGGCAGGCCCUCCACUAGUAGAUGGACUUUACCCAGACCCCGAACCAUGUCGGGGAAACUGUUCGUGGAUCCACGACCCCAGCAUUUGGUAUGAAGAUGGAACUUAUUGGCGGUUUUCAACUAGCGGCAACAUUGCCGUUGCUACUGCACCCUCGCUCGGGGGACCAUGGCGCUACGAAGGUGCGUUGUUGUACAACGGCACUAGUAUAUAUGUGGCUGAUGGACAGGAUAUCUGGGCACCCUCGGUGACCAAGAGAGGUGACACGUUUUACUGUCACUACUCAGUUUCUAGAUUUGGACUUCACAACUCAUUGAUUGGAGUGGCUACCUCAAGCUCGCUCGAACCAGGUAGCUGGCAAGAUCACGGCAAUAUCGGCCUCCCUCUAUCGCACAAGUACAACCUAAUUGAUCCUUUUGUUUUCCAAGAAGCACCAGAUACCCCUAUAUUCUUCACCUUUGGCUCGUACUGGCACGACAUUUUCCAAGUCGAGCUCUUUCCCGACGACGACAUAAUAGCAUUUGGGGACUGGGCCCAUCAGAAUGGACGCAUCACCAACAUUGUACGAAAUACCACACAGCACGCGCUGGUAGUUGAAGGCGCGACCAUGUACAAGGAAAAGGAAUAUUACUACUUAUUCUUCAGUGUUGGUCACUGUUGCCGCACACCAGAGGGAGGCCUCGCUUCCGACGACGAGGUUUACCAUGUUGUCGUGUGCCGCUCAGAGACGCCCAAGGGUCCAUUUUAUGAUCGCGACGGCAGGAGCUGUUUAGAGGCGAGCGGUGGGACGACGAUUCUGGCCAGCCACGGAGAUGUAUAUGCACCGGGCGGGCAAGGCGUCAUGAUGGACCCGGAGAAUGGGAGGACCGUCAUGUAUUAUCACUAUGUUCGUCCAAGCGUUGGCUACGGGGCUGAGGACUUCUUCUUUGGCUACAACUAUCUCGACUGGGAAGAUGGGUGGCCUGUGGUAGUGGUUGCCUGA